Messenger RNA from Daphnia pulicaria, 1994 nucleotides. RefSeq names its product sphingomyelin phosphodiesterase-like. Gene Ontology annotation, biological process: ceramide biosynthetic process; sphingomyelin catabolic process. Gene Ontology annotation, cellular component: lysosome. The record is from RefSeq and is a predicted model, not a curated record. The transcript has 9 exons. The coding region runs from base 49 to 1800 and encodes 583 amino acids. NCBI's taxonomy places the organism in Eukaryota, Metazoa, Arthropoda, Branchiopoda, Diplostraca, Daphniidae. Gene Ontology annotation, molecular function: acid sphingomyelin phosphodiesterase activity.
UAAGAACUAAAAAAAUUAGUUAACUCCCACUUCUUUUAAUAAUAGAGCAUGCCCUUAAUAGUGCAGCAAAACCUAUUUGUUCUGAUUUUGUGUUUGAUUGUAUUAUUGGACCGUUUAACUCAAUCACAUGGGUCGAUACAGUCAAUAACUGAUGACAAGAGCACUUUGAAGUGUGCUCUUUGCAAUGAAAUUGUUGAUGAAAUUUUCAAAGGCUUUAACAAUGGGAUGACUGACAGAGAAAUUUCCUUUCUGAUUGGCCAAAGAUGUGAAACCCUGAACAUCUUCAAUUUUAAACUCUGCAAUGGCACAGCCUCAAUUAUCAUGCCAACUAUUAGGUAUAUGCAUACCAAUCAAUUGCUCAUCCAGGGCAACCUUUGUGGUAUUUAUCUGCAAGCUGACAAUUGCUCCUUGUCAGAUCCAGACAAUUUAGAGUGGAACAUCACCUCUAGUUCUGUCUCCAAGCCACCAAUCGCGCCAUUUGUUCUACCAUCUGUAGAAUCUCCUACGAUCAAAGUGCUACAUUUAGCGGAUCUUCAUUGGGAUCCGGAUUAUGUUGUAGGAUCGAAUGCGGUAUGCAAAGAACUUGUCUGUUGUCGCGCUGAUUCGGAAGACCUUUUGAACCAGACAGACGCUGCCGGAUACUGGGGAGAUUAUCGAAGCUGCGAUUUGCCAUGGUACACCAUAGAGAAAGCAGUGGCCCACAUGGCUGAGAAGCACUCGGACGCUGCUUACAUCAUAUGGACAGGUGACUUGGCUCCGCACAAUGUCUGGUCGACAAACAAAGAAGAAAACAUUUACGUGAUCGAGCGCUUAAUGAAUUUGAUUCAGCAAUACUUUCCGAAAACGCCAGUGUAUGCGACUCUGGGAAAUCAUGAAGCCCAUCCAUCUGACACUUUUGCGCCGCCGGAGAUAACAGACGAGGAAUUUAACACUGCCUGGUUGUAUGACGUUGCUGCUCGACAGUGGGCCCGAUGGCUUCCGGCGGAAGUCGCUUCCACCAUCCGUUACGGAGGUUAUUACACAGCCGUGAUCCUGCCGGGGCUUCGCGUGAUCUCACUAAACACAAACUACUGUUACACGGGCAACUGGUGGACAUUGUCCAAGUCGCAAGAUCCUGCUUCCAGCCUCCUUUGGCUGAAUAAGGUCCUAGAAGAUGCCGAACGAGCCGGUGAAAAAGUUCACAUUUUGAGUCAUAUCCCGCCUGGUAACGGUGAUUGCUGGACGAUUUUCAGCCGAGAAUUUUCAAAAAUCAUCAACCGCUUUGAAUCGACAGUGGCCGCUCAAUUUUACGGACACACCCACAAAGACGAAUUCAAAAUCUUUUACGAUCUCGUUGAUAGAAAUCGGCCUACAAAUGUCGCCUUCAUUGGGCCCAGUCUCACGCCAUUUACUGAACUCAAUCCUGGAUAUCGAGUUUACACGAUUGACGGUAGUCGUCCUGGUUCCACUUGGGCUGUGCUGGACUUUGCCACUUGGGCUAUGAACUUGACUGCUGCCAAUCUUCUCGGUCCAAGUGUUGAUCCUGUCUGGUUCGAACUCUACCAAAUGAAACAAGAAUACCAGCUCGAUGACUUGAGUCCAAAUGGAAUGAGUGUUUUCUUCCGGCGGAUGUUGGUCGACGAUGCCCUCUUUCAGCGAUAUUUCCAGAACUAUUAUAGGAAUUCGGACAGGAGAGUGCCGCAAGGUUGCGAUGAUGAUUGCCGGUUGAGGCUGCUUUGCUUCACCGUCACAACGGAUAUCGCCGACCAAAGUCGCUGUGCGCAAAUUGCGAAGCAAAUACUAAAGCAUGACGAAUUUUAACAAAAUAAGACAUUGUGCAAUUGAGAGAUUUCUGAAAAACUUGCCAUGUUUGGAUUGCCCGUUUGAAUUGGACCACUCUAAAGAUUACGCAGCAGGUUCAUUCUGGCUGUCGGCUAUACUGCCUUGAAGAAAAAACAUUUUCUGCAUUUUCUUAAGAAAAUAGAUUUUUUUUUUUUGUGUGUGUGUGUGUUUUU